Mesorhabditis spiculigera is the source of this 2553-nucleotide messenger RNA. The record is from the annotation of a GenBank genome assembly. Lineage: Eukaryota; Metazoa; Nematoda; Chromadorea; Rhabditida; Rhabditidae.
AUGGAUCUCGACCAGAUGGAUGUUGGUGAGAUGAUCACGAUGCCGCAUAUCAGCGAAGAAGAAACGAAACCGAUUGUGACGAACGCCCCUCGUUUGACUGUUAGAAGAGUCGGAACUGCUAAGCGUGCUGCCACCACUUCUAGAGACCACCCGGAUCCGAAGUUGGGAUGUUCUGAGGAAUUUGUGCAAGCUCCUGAUGAUGAACCCGUUCCUGGUAUGAACGACUACGUCAAGCUUCGAGCGAUACAACGCAACACGAAGACCACCAACCGGAUAAAGAAUGAUUUAGAAACCGAGGAUGUGAAAUUAGUAAACGAGCUUGGACGCCUCGCACCAGACCAGCUGAUGGUGUACAUUAAAAAUCUGCACAAUUCGGCGUUGAGUCUCGGAAAGGAAGAAAGAAAACAAUUGAAGCGUGGGAAGAUGCUACGAAUUUUCCCUUACGACGAAGAGCUGAACAAAAUGCUAAGCGAAAUGAACCAAUGCUCGACACUGAUGGUAACCACCGAUCCGAGAAAACCGCCAUUAAACCGCGUCUUAUCUGUAUCCGGUCGCUGCGUAUGCGUUUCGGAAUUACUUCGUCGGGUCGAGCAUUUGAGACGCGAGGCGCAAGCAGACGACGGGGAAUUCAGCUUGGUACAAAACAUGGAACUCCGAUGGGCGAAACUCUUCAUGGAGUUUAUUCUGGGCUCCGCGUAUUGUCAGGCGACGACCUGCUCAGCUCUAGGGGACGAUAUGAUAUGGUAUGUCCCGAUGCAACGAGUGACAACUUCUUUUCACCUUUCCGCACCCCCACAGCUGCAGGUCUUUCGGCGACAAAGCAAGAAGCAGCCCGCUCCCUGUGACUCGACGGUAAACUGGGAGGAGACGGUCUGUCUAAAUCUGAUCCUGCAACAACUAGACUUCUUCGUCACUUGCGCCGUCUGCACCAAGACUUCUCCUCAAAAUUUACAAAUCAUUCGCAAGAAUUGUCAAAAAGUUUAUCCCUCGCCUUCCCGUCGUAGGAUGGAUAGUAAAGGAGAAGGGGAAGAAAUUACAUAUCCGAAGAUCUACUUCGCUAUUGAUGGCUUUGAAGAUGUUUUCAACGACAUUGUUGUUCGUGAUGGAGAGUGCGUUUGCGUGGAGCUGGUUGUACGUGAUCGACAGCGCGCCCGUGAAGCCGUGACUUUCCUGGGAUCAAUUCGAUAUGAGGUCCUAAAGCAGGUCUAUGAUGCUAAAGCCUCCUCAAGCUGGGGAUGGGCCCAGCGACUCGUCAAAGACGACAAAAGGCGGAAAGAGUUUGUGCGGAUGAGGGGUCCCCGGGGAAAGGGAUACGCUGAAAUGGCUGUUGCCAGAGUUCCUGGAUGUGGAACGGAGACACCGCAGACUGAACGAUCACAUAUCGAUUUCCCGGAUUUGACACAGUUUGAGUCUGCCCUGGGGCGGAGGAGGAUGAGCGAGCAGAAUUUGGCUGGGGCAAUGAUUGGGCCUUCAGGUGGAAGAGUUGCGAUGACGCCAUCAGGUCUUGGCACAUUACCUCGAGGUCGGCGUUGGCAGAGUGAAGCAGAUACAGCAGGACAAUAUCCUGAGGUUGAAGCUUCAUCAAUCGAUGACGAAUUGGAGGAGGGCGUGCUGAGUCGAUUAUGGUCGGUCCGAGGGUUCGGCCAGGCUUGGCAUUGGCUGCGCGAGAAGAAGCGUGCCGAGUGCACACCCCUAAAUGCAUAUCUCACCCUCUACCAAAUCCCAAAUCGAUCUCAUCUUGCCCAGUAUCUCACCCCGUGCUCUACCCUGUCUAUGAAAAGACAUCUGGGUAUAUUGUUGCUGUACCUACAAUGUGUUGUUGCUUCAAAUAAUGGGGGCUGGAUCACUGAUGAAAAGGAUAUUAUCGGAAAAGAUGGGCCUUGUAACAUUGAGCGCUACGAUGCUGAUGAUUUGAGUCAGGCUGAAUUCCUUAAAAGAUUUGCCUAUUCGGAGCCAAUCAUCAUCUACAAUAUUGAUAAUGAAGAGUUUAAACUGCGAACUGAACGGGAACGAAUGUUGCAAGAAUGGGGUGAAAUGGAUAUCGUGCUCAACAGCGCGAACACGUACAGCUACACCCGAGUGCCGAGCAGCUUCAAGGAGUAUUUGGAGCAUAAGCUAAAGCCGCAAAACCUGGAGACCCUGGGCAACGAGACGUUGUACCUUUUCGGGGAUAUAGAUCAAAAGGCUUGGAAGCCACUUUUGGAUGCCUAUAAGAUGCCGGAAUAUACUUUGCCUGGCCAUCAGCCCGCUCUCAGUUUCGGGCUAGCCGGCGCCGGAACCGGUGUCCCUUUCCAUUUCCACGGCCCCGGAUUUGCGGAGGUGAUUCAUGGGAGCAAGAGGUGGUUCUUGUAUGAGUACGAGGAUCGCCCGGAAUUUGACCCGGAUAGGACGACUUUUGAAUGGUAUCUGAAAGAUUAUCCGAAUCUUCCGCGCGAGAAGAAGCCGCUCGAAUGUUUGUUGAAACCAGGAGAGGUAAUCUACUUCCCGGAUAAAUGGUGGCACGCUACAUUGAACUGCGAAACUUCCGUCUUCAUCUCUACCUUCCUCAGCCCA